AUGACGCCAGAAGACAGAUUGAUAAAACGGGCAGUGAUACAGUUCUGUGUGAACCUAGGGAAAACUACAUCGCAAACACUUAAACUGAUGAAUGAAGCAUCGAGUGAAACUCAAGUGAAGCGAAUGCUCGUUUACAAGCGGCACAAGCGGUUCAGUGAGGGGCGGGAAAGCAUUUGUGACGACGUGAGGUCUGGGCGACCGGUUUCACAAACUACGGAGUGUGACGUCGAGGCCGUGAAAAACAUCGUUGACGCUGAUCGUCGAGUCACUCUUUCUGAAAUAUGCAAGAUGUUGGACAUGAGUUAUGGGUCGGUACGGAGGAUAAUGAAAGACAGUUUGAAAAUGAGUCGAGUGAGUGCGCGUUGGGUUCCACGGCUGCUGACAGAAGAUGAGAUGAGCAAAAGGGCACUACAUAGUGAAGCUCAGACACGCCUGUAUUCUUACAAGUCAGAGUGGUUCAGUGACAUUUACCGCAGUGGGUAG
This is a messenger RNA of Mya arenaria, 483 nucleotides long. RefSeq names its product protein GVQW3-like. The transcript is spliced from 2 exons. NCBI's taxonomy places the organism in Eukaryota, Metazoa, Mollusca, Bivalvia, Myida, Myidae. The record is from RefSeq and is a predicted model, not a curated record. The coding region runs from base 1 to 483 and encodes 160 amino acids.